AUGAGUUCAUCACUGACAUUAACUUUGGCUAAUAUUUUUAUGUCAAAAUGGCAGAAAAGUAUUGUUGAAGAACAAACGAAGACAGGCAAAUUUUAUGGGCGAUAUAUUGAUGACAUUUUUAUGACUUGGAACAGACCUGAAGAAGAAUUAAGAAAAUUAUUAGAUGAUGUGAAUACAUGGCAUCCAAAUAUUAAAUUAGACUAUAAAAUUGGUAAUAGUCUUCUAUUUCUUGAUGUACAACUUACAAAUAAUAAUGACAUUCUAUCAACAUCUGUCUAUCAUAAGCCUGCAGCUGAACCAUAUGUUACACCAUUUACAUCUGAUCAUCCUCGACAUGUUUUUUCAAAUAUUAUCAAAACUUCUAUUGAACGUGCAACAAGAUAUUCAUCAACAUUUGAAGCAUUUAAUCAUGAGCGACGUUAG
This is a messenger RNA of Rotaria socialis, 423 nucleotides long. The record is from the annotation of a GenBank genome assembly. Lineage: Eukaryota; Metazoa; Rotifera; Eurotatoria; Philodinida; Philodinidae.